Molecule: messenger RNA, 954 nt
Organism: Colletotrichum spaethianum
Lineage: Eukaryota; Fungi; Ascomycota; Sordariomycetes; Glomerellales; Glomerellaceae
Product: MFS transporter prlL
Exons: 2
Coding region: 1-954 (317 amino acids)
Biological process (GO): transmembrane transport
Cellular component (GO): membrane
Molecular function (GO): transmembrane transporter activity
Source: RefSeq, a predicted model, not a curated record
AUGGGUUUCAAAAGGAUGUUCGAAGCUGGCAUGUUUCCAGGUGUCAUGGCCCAACUUUCAAGUUGGUAUCGCACCGACGAAAUCGGCAAGCCUGUCACUUGGUUUUUCGCCAUGUCCAAUCUUGCCGGUAUUAUCGGCUCCCUUCUUUGCUAUGGUAUAAGCUAUCUGAAUGGUGUUCGCGGCCUUAGUGCUUGGAGAUGGGUCUAUCUACUAGAGGGCUUGGCGACGAUCGUCUUCUCUGGUGUCGUGUUCUGGCUCUUGCCAGACUACCCAAAGUCUCCUCGCAGCAGUCGCUUCCUCACAGAGCGAGAAAUGGAGUUUGUGGAAGCAAGGCUGCCAGAGAAUGCACCGUUAACAAAUGAUCCCGACUUUGCUGGCAAAGAGAUCUGGGCCGUACUCCGAACGCCUCUCAUCUGGUCGUUCAUGCUCUCACAGACCCUAAUCAACAUUGGGGGGAUUCUUAUGUCUGGAAUGGUAGUUUGCUUUGUGUUAUUCUUUACCAUUACCAAUCGUUAUGGCAUUUAUAUCUCGUGCAUCUUAGGCACUUUGUUCUAUCAGUCGUAUUUCAUCCCGUUCUGGGCUUGGAGGUCCGCUACGCUUUGGGGAUCUACGGGGACUGCCUUCACCCUCGGUCUACAAUCCGGCAUAGCCCAGCUUGGUGGCGUCAUCGGACCACAACUGUUCCAGUCAAAGUUCGCAUACAAUGGCUACAAGACUAGCUUUGCUAUCGCAGCGGCCACUACCAUUGCGUCUUUUCUGGCCAACCUUUGGACGUGGUGGCUAACAAGGAACACGGAGUACGACGUAAUGAGAGUCCGGAGAAAGAUUUUGAAGGCGAGAAAGCUUGGGAAAGUCAACUUUGAUGAUGAUAUCAGGGUUUUUGAAGAAAGACAUUUUUACGAUGGGCUCAAACGUCAGAGGCGAGAUAAUAGCGAGGAAAGCUCACAAGCGUAA